This is a messenger RNA of Tribolium castaneum (red flour beetle), 1395 nucleotides long. RefSeq lists its product as uncharacterized. The transcript is spliced from 5 exons. The record is from RefSeq and is a predicted model, not a curated record. Lineage: Eukaryota; Metazoa; Arthropoda; Insecta; Coleoptera; Tenebrionidae. Bases 827 to 1333 code for a protein of 168 amino acids.
AAGAACUCGCCACUUUCUUGUCUAUUUUUAAUGCGAGUUGUUUUCUGGUAAUGCAACUAGCUAAUUUAAAAUUGAGGUAAAAAAUCAGUUUGUCUAUAUGCCUCUUAAGCUAUUUUUUAACUCAUUUAUUUGCUGUUUGAAAAAAUAUUUAGGCUUAAUGGAAAUCUUGAGAAAAAAGUGGCGUUGAAUAGACACAAUAAUAUACUGAACCGCUUAUAGUCGGGUUUAUUGAAGCAACUUAUAACUUAUUAAUUAUUAUUAUAGUUUGUAGUUACUUUUUUCUAUUUCUAGAAACCCCAACCAUUGAUUGAUUUAGUAAUUUUCUCAAAUUCACAGGGAUUUUUCUUGUUUGUGGUAAGGAUUUCCACUUGGAAAUUUCUUUCAUGUUUCAUGCAAUUACGAAGAUAUAAAAUAAAUUGCUAAUGUUGUAAGUUUUAUGAAUAAAAUAGAAUAAGAAUCAAUUUUUCUUCACCCACAGGACACGAUUUUUACUAUUUUGUACGUACCUUUUUAGGCUUCAGGCAUUUGCUGGGAAGUAAGAUAACUUAAUCAGUUGUUAACUCGAAAAAUAAAAAAAUCAUGAAAUUCUGUAAAUAUGGACCGCAAAUUAGGCUAACUUCCUUGUCAAACAUUUAUUUUUUAGCAUCCUUUCUUAGGGAAACAUACCAUAAUGUAUUUGUAUGUCCGUUCAAUUAAUUACCAUCGAACUCGUUCAUUAAUUUUUCAGAGAAGAAUCAAUAGAUUCUGUUAAUAGAAUCUUAAGUUCACGACCCCUGAUACAACAUUAGAUCCUCUCUAGUGCCUCUCCCCAAGCCAAAAAUGAAAAAUGCUGGGAAUAGUCUUUGGAUACACCGUGGCCUUUUUGGUGCUAAAUCUGGCGCAAAGCAGCCCAAUUGUCGAAUAUGAUAAGGGCUACCGCUACGAGGAGUACAUUGUGGAGCACGAAAUAUCGGCCACACAAGCGAGAAACGCUGCCCUUAGUAUCGAUCUGAACUCCGUCGCUUCACCGGUCGGAUGCCAAAAAUGUACCAAAGACGAAAUCAAAUAUUGCUUGGGCAUCGAUCUCAUUUCUGAUCACUGUUGCUGCGACAGGAAGUACCAUGAAGUGUUACCGUUUAUCCCCCACACGUGCUACUUGGGCACCCAAAUCUGCAAGCCGGUGGUUGGAGACUGUGCGGAGUACAGCCGACUGCGGACCUGCUGUUGUGAUAAAUACGCCCUGCAGAAAUGGAAGAAAAAGUCCGCGGGGGUUCGUUCACACGUCAACAAAGAGAUAAUUACCUUGGCACUGAUGGUGCAAAUUGUGUACAUACUUGUAUAUUAUCACCUUUAAUUACUACCAAAGCAAUAUUAAGGCUGCACAGUAUUAUUAUAAUAAACCUUCUGGUUACGUAA